AUGCCUGAAGGCGAUUCCUUUCUACCGCGCGUCCAGUCCGUCUUUUAUGCCGUUUUCGAUGUUAAACAGGGCCCCAAAGUCGUCUAUCAGGUACCUGAGGGGCUCAUUUCCGUGACAUCCACUGGUCCUCCAUCAUCUGGUAAUAUAAACAACGGUUGUUCCGUGCCUCCAACUCCAUCGUCAGAGACUUCACCUCCCGUGGUGCCUACUGGAUCCUUUAGCAAUCUAAAUGGUCUGACCUCUCGAAAUUCCAGCACUUCUCUGGCCUCGCCUACGGAUUUCUACAGGCCAGGUGGUCGUCAUCUAUCUUCCCCGCAGAAACGUUCCAAUUCCUCUCAACGUACACUAUUCAAUUUCAAUGACAUAUCAAUGUUUGUUAUACCGCACCAAGCUCUAUGUGGCAGACUCGUUACAUGUGCUACCAGGCGGCAUCGCAUCAUUGGUUUUCCUGUGGAAUUGAAAGGGAACUACACCCGCAACUACUUCCGUUACAAUCUAUGCUUUGUCUUCGAACGCGAAGCAGAUCUCAGUUGUUAUGAACCUGUUGUUCGUAAAAUUAGUCGUGUGCUUAAAGCUUGCGAGGAGGAAUCACACUUCUUGUCCUCGCCCAACACAUCCCCUGCCGUUCAUGCCAUUCUUGAGCAGCUUUAUGAAGAUCUGAAUUCAUAUUCCGAGACCUCAAUUUCUAUUGAUCAGUUCAACUCCAUUGAGUUGAAAAUCUUCCCCUUCUAUCCAAAUCCUCCCCCUUUACGAGAUUGGAUGGUUCCUCUUGCUUUGAUCAAUCUUCCCAAGAGAGUGGAGGAUAACUGGGAUCUUACUGUGCUGAAAGUAUCCAAAUUCAUUGACGGGAUCAAUCACGUUAGUCGUAUUGCACACCUAGCAGAUUGCGAUCUGGCAUUGACGCGACAAGCAAUAUCGCAUUUAUUAUACUAUCAAGUGAUCAUGAUGAUUGAUAUUUUUCAAUACUCGAAUAUGUACACUUUGAAAAAAAGUGUGCAGUGGCUUGCUGAUGAGGCUCAUGUUAAGGAAGAGUGUGGACCUUACGUGACCAAGCCAGGCAAGACUAUACCUGAUUGGCCUCGGCUUCUGCAUUUAUAUUCAAGGUUGAAACCCGGCAAGACCAUCUUUGACUGGAUGAAAUCACACGACGUAGAAAGCUUAGGCAUUGACGUACGGAGGUUCACGAGUUUUGGUGUUAUCAAGGGGUUUCUUCGGCGCGUACAUCGAUAUCCCGUUUACAUUUCCCCUGAUCCUGAUGAAAUUGGUUCAAAUGAGCACAUAUAUCCUUUGGAAAGCCCGAUAGAACCAAUUACUCAUUCAGUCCUUGCCCGCAAACGAGGCAAAAGCUUAUCUGCCGCUAACGGACAGCAGCCUAUUAUCUUCCCGACUCCUCCGGCUGACGUUACGCCUCAUGAGACCGACGCACCCCCUUCCUCCACCAUAUCUGCAUCUCACCGAGCUCGAAGAGCCAGCGCCGCUGAAAAGGUUUUGGAACAACUUCGCAGCAGGGACAUGCAAAAAUCAGGAACCAACGCUCUUGCAUCGCAGCGCAAUUCAUGGAUCAACUUCCCACACGAAAGCUUGACUAACUCUUCCAACUCUCUGGCUACAGUAACCAAUGCAUUGAAUGGCUCUGUAGUAUCUCUCGCUGGUAUCUCAGCGACCCUCCCAUCGACCGGUGUGGCACAUGCAAGCCCUACUAAAAAUGCUUCAACAGGACGGGACUCACGCCGGCAGUCGCUCAUUGCACCUGUGGUUCCGCCGUCUUCUCCGAUCAUUGCCAAGAUGACCUUAACGCCAUCGCGCCCCCUUAAUCAAGCGGCAAAUAUAACUUCCCAGCCAUCGGUGCCGCCGUCAUUCAAGUCUAUGCUUGAUGGAGAACAUCAUACCGACGAGCUAUCUGUCAAAUUCGAGGCAGGCUGGCCUCUUUUAGAACAAUGGCUGCGAACUAUAGGGGGAGGUCAAGGCGAAAAUGACUACGGCAGAGUAGUGAUCAUUUGCAAGUGA
This is a messenger RNA of Psilocybe cubensis, 2007 nucleotides long. RefSeq names its product Nitrogen permease regulator 2-like protein. Gene Ontology annotation, molecular function: GTPase activator activity. The coding region runs from base 1 to 2007 and encodes 668 amino acids. Gene Ontology annotation, biological process: positive regulation of autophagy; negative regulation of TORC1 signaling. The record is from RefSeq and is a predicted model, not a curated record. Gene Ontology annotation, cellular component: GATOR1 complex; vacuolar membrane. NCBI's taxonomy places the organism in Eukaryota, Fungi, Basidiomycota, Agaricomycetes, Agaricales, Agrocybaceae. The transcript is spliced from 6 exons.